AUGUCUACAUCACAUCACAAUGAUCUGGAGCUGCUUCUUGUCGAUAGCAACAUCUUUCCUGAGGGCUUCCGACAUCCAGAUAGCUAUUCAGCUCCCGAACCGAGAAACUUGGAUGAGAUAUUGAACCGACUGUCCGCUCCGAGGCCUGGACUGCCCGCGUACGAAGAGACUGAUUUUCAAAUGUUCCAGCGCACGAACAGUUCUCUUUCGAGAAGCACGAUAAUGAGGAAAGUCAUACCGAUCCUCGAAGGCAGCGUCGACGGCAGCGGAAUCAAGCCGGACACUGUGAAUGACGGCGGAAUCGAGUUGGAUAACUUAACUCCGCUUGUCGAGGGCGUCGACGUAGUGCUUCAACCGGAUUAUUUCGAUGGAGCUCCUUUUACCGCCAUCAACAGGCAGGUAAGAGAUGCCUUGGGUGGCAUCAUCAUCCCGAGCAAGCACAUCGGCGCCCCGGUACUGCCCAACUUCUUCCUAGAGGUCAGAAGGCCAUCCGGCAAUGCUGUCACUGCAAAGACGGAGGCGUGCUAUUACGGGGCAUGUGGCGCGCGUUCGAUACAUGCACUCCAAAACUAUGGUCGUGAUGGCACGCUAGAACAUGACGGGAAUGCGUAUUCGUUCAGCUCAACCUACAUCAAUGGCCUCCUCAAAAUAUACGCCCACUUCAUCGUUGGACCGGGCGAUACCGACGAAGCAUUGCCGGCAUAUCACAUGGUUGAGCUCAAGGCGUUCAACAUGACAAGCACCUACCAGAGUUUCAUUGAUGGUUGUGCUGCUUUCCAAAAUGCACGGGAAUUGGCGGCUGAGUUCCGAAACGGCUUCAUUUCAUAUUUGGGAUCAAGUUAA
Messenger RNA from Trichoderma aggressivum f. europaeum, 843 nucleotides. RefSeq lists its product as uncharacterized. Lineage: Eukaryota; Fungi; Ascomycota; Sordariomycetes; Hypocreales; Hypocreaceae. The transcript has a single exon. The coding region runs from base 1 to 843 and encodes 280 amino acids. The record is from RefSeq and is a predicted model, not a curated record.